Molecule: messenger RNA, 2956 nt
Organism: Schizosaccharomyces japonicus yFS275
Lineage: Eukaryota; Fungi; Ascomycota; Schizosaccharomycetes; Schizosaccharomycetales; Schizosaccharomycetaceae
Product: ubiquitin carboxy terminal hydrolase Ubp1
Exons: 2
Coding region: 122-2677 (851 amino acids)
Biological process (GO): protein deubiquitination; ubiquitin-dependent protein catabolic process
Molecular function (GO): cysteine-type deubiquitinase activity
Source: RefSeq, a predicted model, not a curated record
CUCAACAAACUUCUUAGUGAAACGUGGGAAAAGCAUUGAUUGGUAUAAGUAGCCUACGGCACUCGUUUUACCAGGAAAACUCGGCGAGAAACAUUGUUACAUUGAUGCUGGCGGUUUCGUUAUGAAGCUCGCGGCUGCUCGAACAAAUUUAAACGAAUUCGACAAAACUUGGGUGCUCCCGCAGGAUUAUGAUACUGAAAAUGACCCAGAUGAGAUCAUUAAUUCAAUUGAGAAAUUGAACAACUGGAAAGAUGAGAAAACAGCGUUUUUAAUUCAGUAUGAUUGGUUUGAAGCGCUAAAAGAUUAUCUUUCCGAAAAUGCCACUCGGCCCGGUUCCAUAGAUCAACGGCCAUUAGUUUCAGAUGACAAUACCUUGUUGUCUGGUUUGGAAGAGAUGAUUGACUAUUCAAUUGUGUCACCAAAGUUAUGGGCUUCUCUUGUUUCAGAGUUUGGACUUAUAGGACCAGCUCUGGAAAGAAAUGUGCUUUCCAUUGGAUCUCCAUCACAGAGGGAACCCUUUCUGGAUGUUUAUCCACCGCAUUUCCAAUUAACCAUUCUUUUGAAUGAAGACACUCAGUCCGCCAGUAUGUAUUCAGCUUUUCCUAUACGUGAUGGUACCUUAGAAGCGCAAAUGUUUAGAUUUUCCGAGGCCUCUACUGUUCAGGAAAUGGAGGAAACGGUUUCUGAUCUACUGAAACUGGAACGAGGAAAAUUUCGUCUUUGGUAUGCAAAUCAGAACUAUCCCAUUCCGCCAACUAUCAGCCUCGAUGAGUUUCUGAAGCUAGGAUUCAUGACUUUACUCUCUGAUGACAUGAAUUCCAUGUCUCUCUAUGAACUGAAUAUCGAUAGGGGUCUAUUAGUGGUUGAAUUGCUCUGUGCAGAUGGUAUUUGGCCCACGAACUUGGUUUUACCAAAGCAAACUACGAGUGAAGGCCUAGUAGGAAUUGGUGGACUGUAUAAUUUGGGAAAUACUUGCUACAUGAAUUCAGCCAUCCAGUGUAUGUUUCACACAAGGGAGCUGACUGGUUAUUUCAUUACGAAUGAGUAUGAGAAGGAUGUGAAUUAUACGAAUCCUUUAGGCAUGAAUGGGAAAGUUGCACUGUCUUAUGCAUCAUUAGUCAAGCAAAUGAAUCAACAAAAACCAGGUAGUGCUAUUGCGCCCAGCUCGUUUAAACGUAUCAUUGGCGAAUUCAACACGUCUUUCUUAGGGUUUUCUCAACAAGAUUCGCAAGAGUUUAUCGCCUUCUUUUUGGAUGGAUUGCACGAAGAUUUAAACCGAGUUCGAAAGAAGCCUUACGUGGAGCGACCAGAUCUGUUUGAAGAUAAUCAACAAAAGGUCGAACAGGUUGCCAACCAAUGCUGGGAGGCCUACAAAAAACGAAAUGACUCUAUAGUUGUUAGUCUCUUCCAAGGAAUGUACAAGAGCACCCUAAAAUGCCAACAAUGCCAACAAAUCUCUAUUGUUUUUGAUCCGUUCAUGUACCUUACACUACCUUUACCGUGUGAAAAACGUUGGAAAAAGUGCUUAACAUUUAUGCCCGAUACACCUAAUCAAAAGCCCGUCGCUCUGACUCUUGAGCUGGACAUGGACGCUUCAAUUAGCGAUAUGAAGAAUGAGGUAAUCACAAAGCUAUCUGAAAUGUCUAUAUAUGUCGAUACUUUACUCAGUUGUGACAUAUACUGGGGCAAAGUCCACCGAAUUCACUAUGAUCACCAAAAAAUCCGAAAGGCAAUCUCAAAAUCAGACAACAUUGUGUUAUACGGUCAGAAAUGUUGUGGAGACAUUGUUUACGCACCUGUUAUAAGUGCUUCAGCACGCGAUGAUAUUUGCGGUGCAUACCAGUAUCGUGAUGCAUUUGGUAUGCCACUUCAAAUUCAAUUGCCUAUAGGUUGGGUCAAACAAGAAACAAUUCGUGAAUCUAUCAUCUCUGCUUACUAUGCGACAACGGGUGUUGGAGUUGGCAACAAUGAUUUUUCGAUAUUGGCUUAUCAAAGUCUAAAGAGCAACAACGCUUGGGAAAAAACGGCGGAAACAGAAGUGCAGAAACUCACUGUGCUUGAUGAAGAGCUUGUUCAUGUCGAUGCUGGCACCGUGUUCGUUGCUGAGUGGGAUGAAGCAUUAAAGGAUAAGUGUUUUGCUCGGGGAAAAAUGUGGAUUUAUGGACAACAGCAACCAUCAACAACGGAGACAGUAACACUAAAUGACUGCAUGCGCGAAUUCUCAAAGCCUGAAAAACUUUCGGCUAAAGAUGCGUGGUACUGUCCCAACUGCAAAGACUUUCGACCAGCAACGAAGACCAUGGAAAUUUGGAAACUUCCUAAAAUACUAGUCAUUCAUUUAAAUAGAUUUUCUUGUCGAAAGUCUUGGAGACGGGGAAAAAGAAACGAUCUUGUAACAUUUCCAAUUGAGGGUUUGAAACUCUCCGAAGGGUCUCAGAACGAAUGGUCAACAGGGACUAAGGACUCUUUCAGACCAGAAACUUGCACAAAAAAAUACAAUCUUUACGCUGUGGAUAAUCAUUACGGUUACAUGAGCAGCGGUCAUUAUACUGCUUUUGCAAAAGACUUCGUUUCUAAAAAGUUUUAUCAUUUCGAUGAUGCAUCGCAACAGCUGAUCACAGAAGACGAUCUUGUAUCCCCGGCUGCAUAUGUUUUGUUUUAUGAGCUUACGGAAUAGGUUUGCAGACUUUGGUAAGGCUAUGUGUUUCUUCGGUUUCGUAAUUUUGGUUUUCUUUUACAUUUUCGCAGUUGAAACUCCACCCGCUUAGAGAGCAAACUGCAGGGGUUCUGGUUCAACUUAUGCAUAGAGUCGCUAUAUUGAGUAACAAGAAAAGAAAGGAAAUGGGUAAUUAAGACAUGAGAUUAUCGUAGGCGGGGGAGCUAGUGCUAUGAAAAUUACAAGAGACGUGGGUGAGCCAGAAAUAUACAGUUGGAACAUGUUUCUUAGAAACCCAAU